UUACCACAGUAGAAGAAUUUUCUUGAGAAACACAGACCAAGGGGAAUAUACAUUUUCAGCAGAUCAUGGUUACUCCAAAAAUGGCAAGUCGACGACCAACGAAAAGAAUCUUGAAGCCGGUUAUAGAGAAGAAACGGAGAGACCGGAUUAAUCAGCGUUUAGAUGAGCUGCGACAGCUUCUCCUGGAUAACACUCUAGACACGCGACUUCAAAACCCUAAACUGGAGAAGGCUGAAAUUCUGGAAUUAACUGUUGAAUACAUUCGGACAAAAGUCACAGUUGCGAGAGAGAGGCCCAGUCAAGGCAACAAAGACUCAGACCCACAUGAUGCUAACGCUCCGACUCUGUUCUUGAGGACACCCCAUAUUCCCUUCGCUUCAGUCCCCGAGCCCAUCAAUGUCCAGAAGCAGAUGCCCUCCAAUCCUAUCUACAAAGCCGGUUUUAAGGAGUGUAUCUCCCGUUUGGCAAGCUUCAUCGAAUGUGUAGAGCCUUCCCAGCGAGACAGCUUCGUUCAAGGCCUGUGUCACCACCUUGACUCCUACAGCAGUACUCUUUCCCAGUGUAGAGUUUCCAGCCAAGCUGCCCACCGUCCAUGGAUCCCAAAUGCGGAGAUGACAUGCAGGACGGAUGUCCAUGCGAUAGGACCCAUGAGAACCAGCACAGAGCCAUUUUCCUACACCAGUAGUUUGUAUCCUCAGUCUUUUAUGCUUCAUCCCACUGGACAGGCCAUGACACAUCCCUACCUCUCCCCUCCAUACUCCCUCUCUCCUCCACCCUCUCCUUGUUACACAAGUAGCUCUCCGCCCUUCUCCAGCUCUCCCACAUACCUCUCUGUCCCCUGCCAUUUCCCUUUCCCUCCCACCAUCUCUCCACUCUCUAGUGACUCUUCAUCUUCAUCAUCAUCAUCCUCUAUCAGUUUCUCAGUCACUGCUCAGCCUGUAGCCCCGGGACCUCAUGUUCAGGCCUCGGUGGGCUCCCCCACUCCAGUGCAACCCACUGGCUCGUCUCCCUCCUGCCAACCCCAGAGUCUUAGAAGAUCUUUGUUCCAGAACCAGCCACAGUCUUUGUGGAGGCCCUGGUGAGCAAAACUCAAAACACUUAGUGACUCAAAGCAACAGCUUCCCAUCAGAGUUCAGCAGGAGUUGAGGAUGCUUGUGAAGAGGCUGGGCUUCACAUGGAAAAGACAUGGAAGCGAGUAUCCUGAGCAUGUGUACAUUAAUAGCUUUGUGGUAAACGCACAUGACUUAUUGUAUACAAAUUGUUUAAUAUAUUUAUUUGUUCCCUAUUGUACAUUUUAAAUUAAUUGUACUUUUUUCACGAAAUAUAUAUAUAUAAUUUUGUUAAUCUAUCUAUCUAUCUAUCUAUC
Molecule: messenger RNA, 1366 nt
Organism: Carassius auratus (goldfish)
Lineage: Eukaryota; Metazoa; Chordata; Actinopteri; Cypriniformes; Cyprinidae
Gene: her1
Product: hairy-related 1
Exons: 4
Coding region: 66-1082 (338 amino acids)
Biological process (GO): regulation of DNA-templated transcription
Molecular function (GO): DNA binding; protein dimerization activity
Source: RefSeq, a predicted model, not a curated record